Messenger RNA from Emericellopsis atlantica, 2520 nucleotides. Its product is annotated as heterokaryon incompatibility protein-domain-containing protein. The transcript has a single exon. The record is from RefSeq and is a predicted model, not a curated record. Lineage: Eukaryota; Fungi; Ascomycota; Sordariomycetes; Hypocreales; Bionectriaceae. The coding region runs from base 1 to 2520 and encodes 839 amino acids.
AUGUCCGCCCAACAAGACCUGUCGAACACCGAGGAGCAGUAUCGCGCGCUACCCGAGAAGCUGUACACACAUAAACCACUGGACUUUGAUACGGAGGAACAGCGCUUUCUGAUUCUUCACCCCUGCGCCGGUGACAAGAAUGCAGAGGAAAACGUGGUUCGAUGCAGCAUCGAGGUCACGCCAUUGUCCAAAGCUGAGCCUUUCACUGCUGUGAAAAAUAGCAGAGGGUACCGUUUGAUUCAAGAAGUCAUCGACGUGGAUGGCGAAUCCCUCCUGGUGCCCGUGGCCGUGGAAAGAUUUUUGCGCAACUUCAGACACGACCAUGAGCCAGUGCGCCUCUGGAUACGCCACAUCUGCCUGGUAGAGAGCAUGGGCGAAGAGAGCUCUAGGUAUUGGACUAGUCCAUUCCUUGACCGGAUGUACGAGCUUUCGACUGAGGCGGUCGACAUGCACAUCUUCAACACGACCCUGUUGGACAUGGGCACUAUUCAGCAGGCAUUCGAUUCUCGUUACAUACAAUGGCAAAAGGAAUGGCAUGGGACCGUGGAAAUCACUCCUCUGCCCAAAGUCUAUCCUGUACGCGUGGGGCAGAAACAGUCCUUGACGGACCCGGUGGAUCGAUAUCAAUACGUUCCUCUCGAUCCGGUCACCGACGAGAUCCGCCUCAUCGUGUUGCACCCCAGCGAAGAUGAGCAAGCGAGGGUGAAUCUGCACCUGGCUCAUUCACCAGCAAAGUCCGACGUAGGCUACAACGCCAUCUCGUACACUUGGGGAGAAAGACAGCCGAGGGCCGAUAUCGUUGUCACUGGCCAGCUAUUUUCCGUCACCAAGUCUCUCGAGGAGCUAUUGCGCAGGGUCCGCCGCAAGCAGGGAGAGCUUGUCAUGUGGAUCGAUGCGAUAUGCAUAGACCAAGAGAAUGACGCGGAACGCAAUCGACAUCUCCCUCGCAUGGCCGCGGUGUAUGACACGGCCACGUCGGUUCUGGCAUGGCUGGGGGACUCUGACGAGCACACGUCGGAGGCUCUGGGGUUCAUCCCAAAGCUACAGUCUCCGAUGCUCAAUUUGAAUGAGAGAUGGGAGUGGAACAUUGGACAACCUGGCGAGUACCGCCCCGAGGACAUUGCACGCCUCUGCGCGGCGGCUUAUCAGUUUCUCACAAAGCCCUACUUUCACCGUGUAUGGAUCCUGCAGGAGAUAGCGUGGGCGUCCAGUCCAUUUGCCGUCUGCGGUGUCCACGAAGGCUUCAGCUUCUGGCAGAUGGAGACUGCAGCGCGCAAUAUUCAAGACCUGCUGGAGAGAGACCCUCUACUGGCCAGGCAGAUCAGCGAAGCGUUGCCAGAGGAAACCACCGCGGUGCCUGAAGAGCUCGAAUUCAUCCGCAAAAUGUCGUACUUUCGAUUCAUGGUGUCCAAGGGUAAAGCCACCUUCUCCCUGCUGCGCGACACGGUACAGGGCAGAAUCACGGGUGACGUGCCAGGCUACCUCGAGACAGCCAUCAUGGCGCGCGACUUUCAAGCGACGGAUGCGCACGACAAGAUCUUCGCCCUGUGGAAUAUCGCGCAGGACAAGCAAGGCCUCGACUUUACCAUGGAUUAUGCAGACUCGGUCGCCGAGAGCUACGUCAAGUUCACAAAAGCAUGGUGCAAGCAACACAUGUCUCUGGACAUGAUCUGCGCGGCCGAGGGCGAUGAGCGAAGUAGCGCGUUCUACGAGACCGCUCCGUCAUGGUGUCCGGACUGGGCUACCCCUUCCAGCGCCAGCAGCAUGGUCCGGCGGGAGAAAAUGCUUACCAGACUGCAAAUAGCCUCUGACAUCCUGGACGGCAAGCUGUACUGGGCCGACGGUGGUCUGAGCCGCCAGGAUCUCGCGGAGCCCUGGUUUUCGUUCAGCGGCGACGAGUUGCUGUGCACUGGUGUCAUAGUCGAUCAACUCCGUGGCUGGAUCGGGGCGGACUCUGACACGGUCAAGGACAAGUUCGCUGCCUUCUUCCAGGCCGUCAGGGGCUAUUACGAGACGGAGAGCACGAGCCCGUACGGAGACGCGCUACAGGCUCUCUGGGCCAUGUGUCACGGCGACGUGCCCUCCACAUGGCCCGUUCGUGCGGUGGAGGAUGGGUUCCACGAGGCAUACAUCAACAAGUACUACAAGGGCGACCGGAAGACGGCGCGCCACAUCUUCCAAUAUGUCACAGACAUUUCAGCAGACGAGUCGUCCUGCGUGCUCAAGACCGUUCUCCGAGGCAGGACUCUGGGCUUCACCGAAAAGGGGUACAUGUGUCUUCUGCCACACUGGAUCGCGAGGGAGGGUCGGCAGAGGGCGUCCAUUGCUGUCUUGGCUGGAUGCUCUACCCCUGUUCUCUUGGAUCGUUCAGAAGAGGACGGUCACUAUCGAUUCGUUGGGUCCGUCUUUGUCCAGGGCUGGAUGGAGGGAGAGUGGAUCGUGGACAUGAUGGGCGCAGAGAGUGCUGCCUCUUUCUGGCAAUCAAAGCUGGGCGAGGAUAAUAUCAUUCGCAUCCGCUAG